Messenger RNA from Paramecium octaurelia, 477 nucleotides. The record is from the annotation of a GenBank genome assembly. Lineage: Eukaryota; Ciliophora; Oligohymenophorea; Peniculida; Parameciidae.
AUGUUAUUUUGGGUUGAUGGCUAUGUUUAUUCAAAUAAGUAUGGAUGUAAGUAUUUUGAGGGUAUUCAACACUAUUUUUUUACUUUGAAAGCCAAUAUAAAUUAAACAAAGUCGUCUAUCAAUAUUGAUUAUGCUAUAAAUAUGAUUUAAGUUGGAUUUGAAAAUUUGUUGAUCGAAAAAGUGAUUAGAAAGCAGAUGGAAAUACUGAUUACAUAAGUAAGAUUUGACUCCAAACUUGUAAAACCAAUAGAGUAUCUUGUGUUGAUAUUUUUAUUUCAUUUACAUCAAUGGAAGGGAAGUCUAAUAGCCGCACUGCCUGGAUCUAAAUUUAAGGGUAAUAAAUCAGUUAAAGUAGCCUUUGCUGCCAGAAGAUGUUAAGAGGAAGGAUCAGCAAAAACUGAUGAAGAUUGUAAGAAAUUCAUGGAAUGUUGCUUAGCAACUGGAAAAGGAUCUGUAGAUAAGAAGUAUCCCUGUUGA